UAUGCUUUAUACAGGUAUUCAGUACUGCACGCGUUGCUCCUCACAGCUCACACCUCCAGUCCUUACCCAUUGUGCAGCUACAGCACUUCUUUUCAUUUCCAGCUCGGGACACGAAAAAAUCAAAGUAAAACAACACAGUAAAACCUAUAAUAUAUACUAUAACUCCAAACUAAACAUAUUAAGCCUGAAUAAACUGUCGUCUAAAUCAGAACGAUCCUCGUGCUGUUUGAUACCCCUGCUGUACUUUUUCCAGGACUAGGCGGAAAAGAGGAAAUGACGUUCACUACAGAAUGUAAACUGUUGGCAUAAACCAUGGUAACGGAGUUAUUAGAAAGAGCUGGGGCUCGAACUCAGGUAAUGAAACUUAUGGCGUUGGCCAAAGGGCAGAUGAUCAAACUGCGGUCACUUUUCAUUGAUUUCCAUUAGUUCAAUGCGCCAAUUCCGAGUUUUGCUCGAUGAUUGCUGAGCUGAGAGUAUGCCUGUAACGUUGAGGAAGAAUAAAACAGCUUCUGUAAAACGUGGGAGUACUGCAGCCUACUUCUUAAUUUUACAGCGCUGAACGACUGACAGCGAAAGAAAUUCACUUGUCCCGAGUAACGAAAUAAAUACCGCAGUGCUGAAAUUAUAUGUUAAGCCAUUAAAAUGGGAGAAUAUGUGGACAAACGGAGCAGUAGAAACUGGAUGUUUAGUCAGGAAGGAGCCUGAUGGUUUUGCUUUAUCGCAUUUUGAAAACACUUGCUUGAUUUAAAAAAGUGUAAACACGUAACUGUUUGCGUUUUCACUAUAAUAGUACUAAAAUAGUUGUGAAGAUGGCGACUGGAAUGAGCUGGCAGCAUUAUUACAGCUCUGCUGGUGCUUCAGUUGGCACAGCAAAAUUUGGAUCCGCAAACUGUUCAGCUAUGCCUCACCACCCGGGAGCAAACCUGGAGUAUACUCAGGAUCUUCAUCUAAAGAUGAGCAAGAAAAUAGCCCAACUGACAAAGGUUAUCUAUGCAUUAAACACCAAGAACGAUGAACAUGAAGUUGCUAUGCAAGCUCUUAAAGAGGCUCAUGAGGAAGAGAUUGAGCAAAUCUUUGCAGACACAAGAGAAAAGAUCCUUCAGUGUAAGAACAAAGUGGGAGAUGUACUGGACCUUCGGAAGAGGAUCCAGUACUUGGAGGAGUCUCUGGAACAGCAUGAAAAAAUUAAACAGCAAGCACUUCUAGAAUUCGAAUCCUACAAGCAACGUGUUGAAGAUAUGCAGCUCUGCAAAGAAGCUCAACACACACAACAUAUAGUAACCAUGUGUAGUGAGGUAGAAGAAGUCAGGAGAAAUUACGAAAACAUGCUGCAGAAUAUUACAAAGUUGCAGCUGCAGUUUGAGAAAGACAAGCACACAGCAUUAGAAGAAAUGCGAGCAAUACACCGCCUUGAAGUAGAAGAACUUUUAAAAAAGCAACAGAAACAAAGCUUUUCUUUGACAGUGGAACAAGAAAAACUGGAAGAAUUACACAGAAUUGAAACUGAGGAACUAAACAACAGAAUAGAAGGGCUGAAAAUAGAGAGGAAAAACUUAAUUGAUGACUAUGAAGCAAAGCUAAGCAAAGCUCAGGCAUUUUAUGAGCAUGAACUGGAAGCUCUUAAAAGAUCUCAGCAGUUUACAGCUGAUAGUUUACUGACUUGGAAACAAAGAGAGGCUGAAUUACAGAAGGAAUUUCAAAUGCAUGAAGCUGCUUCACAGAUGAUGUUGAGUAAGCUUAAGGCUGAUUUGCAUGUUGUUCAGGAAGAGGCUACAGAGCUAAAAGACAAGUGUCAGAAACUUCAAGCUGCCCUAACUACUGCUGAAAAUAGUUCACAGCUUCUUUUGGUUGAACUGGAAGAUGCCAGGUUAGAAGCUGUAUCAUCUUUAAGAAAACAGAAGGAGCUUGAAAGUGAACUUGCUGCCGCCAAGGAACAUCUUCAGCAGCAGAACACAGAUCUUCUUCUCAAAUCUAGUCACAUUGGAAUGCUUCAGGCCACUGAGAUGACACAUGAAGCUAAAAUUCGCGAUUUGGAAGCAGAGAAAUCAAAAAUGAAAGAAAAGAUAAUGCAUCUUGAGGAAGAAACAAAGCUUCUACAAAACAAAAAUCAGACACUGGAUGAACAGAAGCAGGAACAACUUCAAAAACUGCAGACGGCACUAGAUGAAGCAAAACAAAAUGACCGAGAUGCCUUUGAAAAGGAGAUAAUGAUCUUGCGUAGAAAAUAUGAAGAGGAGGGUAACUGCUUGAAGGAAAUUCAUACUAAGACUUUAACGGAAUUAUGUCAGAAGCACCAAGCUGCGCUUGAGACUGUGAAAAGCACUGCUAACAGAGAGAAGCAAGAACUGCAGAUGGAAAUGGAGCAGCAAUUUGAGAAAGACAGACUGAAACUGGAAGAGCAGAAGAAUCAGCUCCGACAGCAAUUAGAAAACCUCAGGGAAGAACUGACGGCCAAACUGAAAACAGCGAAUGAGGAGGUGUACCGCUUACAAGAUCUGGUAAAGAGAAGUGAACAAGGUCUGGGUUCAGCUGAAGAACACAUUUCCAGUCUUAAAAAUGCACAAGAAAGGCUUCAACAGGAGUUGGAUUCUACUAGAGCCCGGUUGAGGGAAACCAGUGAUAUGCUGUCCUCUGUCCAGGGAGAGAUGGAACAGCAAAGGCUGCAGCAUGAGACCUUGCUUGCAACAGUAAAGCAGGAGGAGAGAUUCAAACUAGAAAAACUAACAAGCAGUCUGGAACUGAAAUGGACAGAAAAUCUCAGGGUGGAGUGCAGUAAAGUUCGGGAAGAACUGAUGCAGCAGCAUGAAGAAGACAAGAAGUCUGCCAUGACACAACUUUUACUGCUGAAAGACAAAGAGAUAAAUGCUGUCAGGGAUGGUUGGCAAAAGAAAGUGGAUGAUCUUUUAGACCAGCGACACAGUCUGGGUGAAGCGUUGCAUAAAUCAAUCAGCAACAUCUCCUUGUUGAAACAAAAUCUGGAGAUGCAGCUAUCACACUCCCAGAAUGCUCUACAACAGUUGCAAGCACAGUAUAACCAGGAACAUCAGCGAAUGAGUGAAGAACUCAACGAACUAGAAGCACAACACCAGCACAGGCAGAAAUCAUGUGAGGAAGCCCAUCUGAUUGCCCUAAAAAACAUAGAAGAUGCUAAGGACCUGGAGCUCAAAGAAUUAGAAGAGUGUUUAAAGAAGAAGCAUACAAGUGAAUUAGAAAGCCUAAAAGAGGCUCAUCAAAUUAGUAUGGAUGCUCUCCGUCAAGAAAUGGAGCAAGAACUGCAAACACUUCGCUUUGAGCUGGAAGAUGAAGGGAAGGCAAUGCUGGCUUCAUUGCGUUCAGAACUGAACCAUCAACAUGCCGCAAUGAUUGAUCAGCUUAGACAAGGUUUUCAACAAGAGCUGGAAGCUGGCAGAAUGGAAUUAGAAGGUACUCUGGAACACAGCAAAAAGCAGGAGAAGGAGCUACAACAUAGAAUAUCAGAUCUGCAAGAUGAACUGGGAAAACGUGAAAACCAUAUUAAUGAACUUGAGAAAAAACUGCUUUCUCUGCAGGAUGGAAAUAACACUCUGGCAAAGGAAUUAGAAUUUAAAGGAAAGGAAAUUCUUAAAGUGCGCAGUGAAACCAACCAGCAUAUCAGACUACACGAGCAAGAAGUGAGCAAGAAACAUGAGAAAGAACUGAAUGAGCUGACAGCGGCCCACAUCAGAGAGACACAGAGCAUGCUGGUAGACUUCAACAAAGCUCAGGAGCUCCUGAAGGAUAAAAUAUCUGCCUUACAGAUUUUACUGGAAGAAAUGGAAGAAAAAUACCAAAACAGGGAAUCCAGACCAGAAGAUCUUCAGCUUAUAGUGGGACUAAAGGAUAUGGUUACUGAACGGGAUCAACUAAUCAAGAAACUGAUUGAGGAUAAGAAAUUUUACCAGCUGGAAUUAGUAAACAGAGAAACAAAUUUUAACAAAGUAUUUAAUGCCAGUCCUACUGUUGGCAUUAUUAACCCCUUGACAAAGGUAUUUUUAUGUGUGAUUUCUAGUGCUUCUGGUAUCACAUAUACUUUGGCAGAACAACGGUUUACAUCGGAGAUACAUUUUGGAGUUGCGAUUAAUACCACAGGCUUCAUUCGCUGGAUAUAUUUCAUGGGACAAUUUUCCAGUUGGUUGGAAUACAAUACAGAUUUGUGGCACCUUUAUAUUUGGUCAAUUGUGGCCUUAUAA
Messenger RNA from Protopterus annectens (West African lungfish), 4208 nucleotides. RefSeq names its product family with sequence similarity 184 member A (gene FAM184A). NCBI's taxonomy places the organism in Eukaryota, Metazoa, Chordata, Ceratodontiformes, Protopteridae. Bases 810 to 4208 code for a protein of 1132 amino acids. The transcript is spliced from 18 exons. The record is from RefSeq and is a predicted model, not a curated record.